This is a messenger RNA of Colletotrichum destructivum, 624 nucleotides long. RefSeq lists its product as uncharacterized. The transcript is spliced from 2 exons. NCBI's taxonomy places the organism in Eukaryota, Fungi, Ascomycota, Sordariomycetes, Glomerellales, Glomerellaceae. Bases 1 to 624 code for a protein of 207 amino acids. The record is from RefSeq and is a predicted model, not a curated record.
AUGUGUGGAUCUCAAACAGACAAUGGGCCUCAACCCUACCUGCAGAGUUCCACCGACUUUGGCAUGCUGGAGAAACGGGAUCGACAGCCUGUUCUGUCGCUCGAAGAACUUCGCUGCACGGUUGAACAAUCAAGUCGUCGUGGUUACUACAAGGUGACGCACGAGACCGACGAGAAACUCGAUUUCUUCAUGGAAGCCAAGGCAGACGGUAAGACCCAGACACUCACCCUUAACAGUGUCCGAGAAGGGAACCCAUCGCCCUUUGAAACAAGAAAAGCGUUUCUUGCUUUCUGGCAACAUGCGACGAACAAGGGCGCCGACGAUCUACUCAGCUUUACUUACCUCGAAGUUGACAACCCGGAUACGGUUGGGGCCAUUGGAGAGGUUCAAGAUUCCAUGAACCCCAAAUGCACGGACGAAAGAAUGUGCGCAGUGACAUUUGAAGAACCGAGACCCUUCUACUUCCUGAUGGACGAAGCCCCCCAUGCGGAUAUUGUGUCUUCUAUCCCAUAUGAAUUCGAGGGGUUUGAGAGGCAUUAUGUGGAAUCUUUCGAUUGGAGCGACACUCGCAAGACCCAGAAGUGGAACUUCUGGUUCCAAAUCAAUUUCGAACUGGACAAAUGA